This is a messenger RNA of Rotaria sp. Silwood1, 5358 nucleotides long. The record is from the annotation of a GenBank genome assembly. Lineage: Eukaryota; Metazoa; Rotifera; Eurotatoria; Philodinida; Philodinidae.
AUGGAACAAACUCUUACAUCUGAUUCAUUUUUGUCACCAUUCCAUGGCAAAACAAUUGUACUCGAACUUGGUCGUGAAACAGGUUUUAAAGCUAAACAAGAACUGAUCAACUAUUUAAGAGAACAACAAGCCAACAUUUCAUAUAUUCUUAAAGCUAGUACUGACUACGUUUUAGUCACGAAUAAUGUAGAUACCUACAAGACACGUCGUGCUAAACACCUCGGCUUGCCACUGAUCAAUGUUGAAUAUGUAUACGAAUAUCGUCGCUUGCCAUCUGAUCAAACAUCAUUAGAUAUUAGCAAAUAUAUCAUCAAAUCGAUUGAAGAUCAAGAAAAUUUUACAAAGACUGGUACUAUUUCUGUUACGGGGUUGCGAGUGAAUAUCAGCAAAGUCAAUAAAUUUGAUUUGAAUAAAAUCAAACUAUGGAAUUGGGACGAUGCUGAAUUACCUCGUUUUGAUGAGUCUACACAUUGUGAAAUUGGCAAAUGGGCUAUUUUCAAAGAAACCAACGAUAAUUCAGAUGUAUUUUUUGUUCUUGAACUUCAAGUUAUUCCUGAGCAAUACUACGAUCGAAACACGAGUGAUUAUAGAAUACGGUUCCGAUAUGAAAAGCAGACUAUUGUUGAAGGAGGACAACAACAAGAUAGAAAUGUAUUAAUACAGUAUGCAUUUAGUGAUGAUCCAAAUGAACAACAACAAUUGUUUGCAUCAUACUAUAAUCGAGUAGUUACAAUGCCACGUGUAACAAGAAUUCGUGAGAUGUUACCUGAUAAAUUAGGAUCGAAACUAUUGUUACGUACUUUAUUUACUCAUCGUAUUGAUACGCAAAUACUCGAUGAGAAGGUAUGCCAAUUGAUAGAAUCGAUUUGGAUUGAAUCUAUCGGUGAUCUGAAUAAAAUGUUGAGUGUACCACCUGAAUCAAUUACUCUGAAAACGAUCAUCGAAGCUGAAGCUACACUACUUGAACUACGAUCGACUAAUGAUCCUGUUGCUGCACAUCGUUUCUAUUCCCUUAUUCCCCAUCAACCACAGUACUAUGUUGAUCUCGUAAAGAAUCGUCGAAUAUUGAUCGAAAAGAUUGAUUUGUGUCAAAUGCUUCGAGAUAUGCUAACAGUCAAUGAACUAACCAAUUGGAAUAUUAAAGCACCGAUCGAAGCCAAAUAUCGAGCAUUGAAAUGUCAUAUUGAAACAGUAGAUAGUUCGACACUGAAAUUUAAGAAUGUUGCCGAACUUAUUCAAUCAUCGACAAAUAGUAGUGAAAAAAUUGUUAUUCAUCAUGUAUUCAAUGUCACCAAACAGACAGAUACACUGAAUUUUCGUACUUCACUAUCUCAUCAACGACUUCUAUUUCAUGGAUCAAAAUAUGCUAAUUUUCUUGGAAUUCUUUCACGUGGUUUAACCAUGCCAAAAAUGGUAGUUGAAGAAUUAGGUGUCGUUCGUACUGAUAUUGGUUGUCUUGGUUAUGGAAUUUACUUUUCGGAUUCGGCUUCUACAUCGUUAAAAUAUACAACACCAAGUACAACACGACCGGGACGACGAUUAUUGUGCAUUUGUCAAGUAGCGCUGGGUGAAUCAGCCAAUUAUUAUUCAUUUUCACCGAAUCUCAUCAAACCUCCUGAUGGUUUUCAUAGUACACAUGGAGUCAAACGAACAGAAGAAUAUCGUUCGAUGUUUAUUGAUAAUGAAUAUGCAAUCUAUCAACUCGAUCAACAGCGUUUACUAUACAUUGUAGAAGUUUCAUGGGCACCGAACGAUGCUCUUAAUAUCGAAUUAGAACGAUUGCCAAUUGUUCAUCAUCAACAACAUGCAUUAAAAUUGAGUGAAAAUGUCGAAGUUCCAUUGACAAUGGAUGAUGAAGUCAUUGAAGUAGCCGAACAAGACUAUGGUUUAGUAUGUCCAUCGUCAGGAAAACUUGUACCACUUAAAUCAUUUCAUAUUCGUGCUCACAUUGUUGAUUCUACAGUUGAAGUUGUUCUCUAUCAAGUCUACCACAACACAAGUUCAACACCAAUCGAAGCUAAAUAUGUGUUUCCUCUUGAUGAAAAUUCGGCUGUAUGCGGUUUUGAAGCACAUAUCAACAAUAAAGUUAUAAAAGGCGUCGUUAAAGAAAAAGAACAAGCCAAACAGGAAUAUCGAAAAGCAAUCGAAAAAGGUCAUGGUGCCUAUUUGAUGCAUCAAGAACAAGCUCAAGUGUUUAGCGUAGCUGUUGGUAAUUUACCAGCGAAUAAUGAAGUCAUCAUUAAGAUAACCUAUGUUGCUGAGUUAGAAAUCGAAAAUGGUGAUAUCAUCUUUCGUCUUCCAGCUAAAAUGGCUUCAUGGCAAUCGAAACAAGCAAUCGAAGCUAAAGAUCAAUCGAUUGUACGAUCUAUUGGUAUUGUUGAUGAAAAAGUCGAAUUCAGUUUCAAAGCAUCGAUUCGAAUGCCAUAUGAAAUCAUCAAAUUAUUUUCACCAACACAUCGUCUUCGUCGAAAAUUAGCUGAUUGUAUAGCUAUGGUUGAACUUGUCGAUAACGUCUUACUUGAUCGAGAUUUUGUUCUUUCUAUUACACUCAAAAGUGCUAAUUUACCUCGAAUAUCAAAUGAAACAUUGUCAUUGGAUGAUGACCAAGUCACAACAACAACAACAUCGAACACUAAUUCUCAAGCAUGUAUGCUUACAUUUUAUCCGCGAUUUGAAACAUUAAUGAAUUCGAACGAACAAAUUGAAAUUAUUUUUAUUAUUGAUGUAUCCAAUUCGAUGGAUGGUAGUCAUGUACAACAGGCUAAACAAUUAGCUCAUUUAUUCCUUAUGAAUUUAAAAGUUAAUGAUAGAAAUACAAUUUUCAAUGUAGUUACUUUUGGAUCAGAUAAUGAUGAAUGUUUUCCGAUUUCAACACCAACAACAAAAGAAAAUCUUGAUAAAGCCAAACAUUUUGUUCUGCAUUCACUUGUCCAUCGUGGUAAUACAGAUCUAUUUUCUGUUCUUCAUCGUUAUUCACUUUUACCAUCGUUAACAUCAUCGAAAUUUGGUCGACAAUUUAUUCUUCUAUCCGAUGGACAUAUUCAUGAUUUUAAAUCAAUUCUUACAUUACUCAAUCAUCAAUCAACUAUGCGUUAUGAUCGUUUAUUUACAUGUGCCAUAGGUAAUAUUGCUGAUAAACACAGUUUGAAACAAUUAGCUCGCGGAGCAUGUGGAGGUGGUUUCGCAACAAUAUUCGAUUCAAAUUAUCGAUCAAAAUGGAAAACAAAAGUAUUAAAUAUUCUCGAACAAAUUCGACAACCAUGUAUUACAAGUAUAUCAAUCGAUUGGCAUGGUCAACUAGAUGAACAACAAAAAUUGAAUAUGCAAGCACCGAAAAUAAUUCGACCAUUGUUCAAUGGAAUGCGACUUAGCGUCUAUCGAUUUAUACAAAAUUGUCACAAGGCAACAUUAAUAGCGACUAUUGAUGGACAAGAACUUAUUACAACUGUAUUUAGUAGUGCAAUAACAACGACCAAAGGACGCAUGCUACAUUGCCUAACUACUCGAGCCAUUAUCGAUGAUUAUGAAAAUGGACUAUUGCAUGUAGAUGAGAGCGAAAAUGAAUUAAUGAAAAUUCAAUGUAAACAAGAUCUCAUUGAUCUAAGUAUCAAACAUUCAGUUGUAAGUGAAUAUACUAGUUUCAUUGCCAUUGAAGAACGUGAUGCUAAAACAGAUACAUAUAUUCGUCAACCAGGUAUUCGUCUUCUUGAUGUUAUGCUUGAUCGGGAUAUCGAUUUAUUACCAUAUAUUGGAUGGGAGGGUGAUGUAUCAAAGAUAAUAUCAAUCAAACAAAAAUUAAUUGAUGCACGUAUGUCACUUGAAUGUGCAUCGAUACAAAGCAAAAAAGAAACGAUUACUGAUAUUGAAAAACUCUGUGAAAAAAUUUCCUAUCGAACAGGUGAUGAUACUAAAUUUGAUAUGAUGAUUUCUCUUAUACAUACGUAUCGUUAUUCAUUGAAUGAAUAUGAAAAAGCAAAUCAACUUGAAACUAAAAUGCUAAAUGAUAUUAAGAUUGAAAUGAGACAUGCAACAACAGAAGAACGACAAGCAUUACAACAACAAUGUGACGCUAAGAAUUUGAGAAUUACAAGUGACGAACACAUGGGCGAUCUCGGAUUACAAGAAAUAUUAGCACUUCUAUAUUUUGAUAAUUUUUAUUUUUCAGAAACAGUGAAAGAUACAUCUGAAAAUCGUUCAUCACAACGAAAGUCAAGAUGGGAACCAGUCGUGCAUUAUGAUGAAGAGGAUGAAGAAGAUGAAGAUGAUGCUAUGAAUGAAGAUGAUGAUAUGUAUGUCAACUCGUUCGAACAAGAGAGCGACAUGUGCUACUAUAUAUCACCAAUUUCAUCAAAUCAACCUUCGCCGCUACCUGCAUUUAGUCCAUCAUUUCCAGGACUGCCUACACCAUCAUUACAACGACAAGCAGAAGUUCGAAAUCAAUAAAAUGCUAGUAUUUGUUCGCCUUAUCUUCCAACAACAGCAUUAUCACCAUCAUCAUCAAUCAGCUAUUCCAACAGAAUUCCCACCUUUCUUCCUGGUCUAUCAAACAAUUUUGCUUCCCAAACUCUCGAAAUUGGUAUUCGUAUGGAUGUUGAUAAAUAUGGUAUACUUCGUAUCAAUGCUGAAGAGAUGCGUUCAGGUGCCAAAGCUUCAUUUACUAUUGAUUGGAGUAGACAGAAAAAAUUCACAAGAGAUGAAUUUAGGCAACAUAUUCAAUAUGUACACAGUGAUCCAAAUUUUACAGCAAAAUCUAUUUAUGACCGUCAACCUAGUGAUCCAUUGUACAUGCUUGAUGGUCAAACUGAAAAUGUAAUACACAACUUUUGUGGUGAAUCUAUUACUUCAUUCGAUCAAAAGGAUGAUACUCCACUUCUUAGUCAACUGAAAGAUGUUCGAUCAACAAAAACUAUGAUUGAAGAACUUCUCAAACUCCAGUCUGAGGAUGGUUCAUUUAUGUUAAAUAAAGAUUUAGCUAAUAUAUUUCAUAUCAAACUUGAUACUUUCAAUGAUCUUGAACUGUAUUUACACAAACAAGGUUUUAAUUCUCUCGCUCUAAGUAUACGUAAUGAAAUUUUUCGUUUAAUUGGUACCGGUGUUAUUUUAUUUUGGCUCGUUCUUCAAACUGAAACUGUACAACAAGAUACACUUGACUGUUUCUUUAACAGUGAACAAAUCAAAGUCCAUCUUUGCAACUAUUUACCCGCCAACAUGCACGAAAAGAUUGACAAAUCAAUCAAAUUCUAUCAAUUAACUAGUCAACGUCAUAAUUUAUAUUGUAGACAACUAGAAUUGAACGUUUCAUCAUGGGACAUGUUCAUUGAAUGUAUUCUUAUUGGUGUCGAUCGUGGCAAUUCUUAA